Mycena citricolor is the source of this 327-nucleotide messenger RNA. NCBI's taxonomy places the organism in Eukaryota, Fungi, Basidiomycota, Agaricomycetes, Agaricales, Mycenaceae. The record is from the annotation of a GenBank genome assembly.
CAUGUAAACCUUGCAUCGCAGAUCAAUUUGCGAGUAUAUUGUGCAGUGAUAGGGGUAACCCCGAGACUUUUUUUCUCAUCAGAACACAGAAAUGCAGAGGAUGUGCUUCUGGAGGAUCACCCUAGACCACUGAGUUCACCUGCUUACAAUUCUGUUUUUGCCGCAUAUGAGGAAGAAGAACAUAUCGAUGCGCUUCAAUGGAGCUUGCGUAACUUUCAAUCUAUUCGUGACCUGUCCAGAGUGUCCACAGCAAGACCGGUGAAGCACAACACAGCCAUAAGUAAUUUUGGAUAUCGGAUGUGGAUUUACGGUCGUCUCAGCAGUCUU